Phalaenopsis equestris is the source of this 1768-nucleotide messenger RNA. RefSeq names its product probable serine/threonine-protein kinase PBL17. Bases 259 to 1590 code for a protein of 443 amino acids. Lineage: Eukaryota; Viridiplantae; Streptophyta; Magnoliopsida; Asparagales; Orchidaceae. The transcript has 6 exons. The record is from RefSeq and is a predicted model, not a curated record. Gene Ontology annotation, biological process: protein phosphorylation. Gene Ontology annotation, molecular function: protein kinase activity; ATP binding.
CCUCUGGUUUUUAUCUUAAGCUGAGGCCAUAAAACGAGACAAGGAGAGAGAGAGAGCAGUAGAGCUGCUAGAGCAUGAAUCGAGUACGCCUACUUUUGUUUAAAGAAUGAUUUGUUCUAAUUAAUUUAGCCAUCUGAGUCGUCGGAAGGUCGUCGGCGUUGCGAUCCGUAAAUUGUGAGUUCUGAAGCCGGUUAGAUCACGGAUGGAGAGACGAGAUUGCGUUUUCAGCCGUUUCUAGGCCGGCAGAUCUUGGCGUCCAUGGGGAACUGCUUCACAUCGGAUCCCGGCCAUCCCCUCAAGUCAAAAUCUGGACGAAAAUCGGUGGCGGAUCCAUCUCAGGACAAGCCGAAGAAUUCCACAUCAAAGGAGAAGAGUGCCAGUACUUUGCUUGCAGCUACCAAAGAUGUGGAAGAUUUGCGGCAGAAAUCUAGCCAUGGAAAUGUGAGCAUAUUCACAUAUAAUGAGCUAAGAUUGGCGACGAAGAAUUUUCGGGCGGAUCAAGUUCUUGGGCAGGGUGGGUUUGGAACUGUAUUUAAAGGGAUAAUAGAGGAGAGCAUAAGAGCUGGUUUCCAGUCUACUCCAGUUGCUGUGAAGGUUCUUAAUCCUGAGGGCAUUCAGGGAGACAGAGAAUGGCUGGCUGAAGUUAACUACCUUGGGCAGUUUAGUCAUCCGAAUCUCGUUAAACUUAUUGGCUACUGCUGUGAGGGUGAACACAGGCUGCUGGUGUACGAGUACAUGGCUUGCGGAAGCCUUGAAAAGCACCUUUUCCGACGAGUAUCUCUCAUGACAUGGGCCACUAGAAUUAAGAUUGCUUUGGGUGCUGCAAAAGGGCUUGCCUUCCUUCAUGGUGUUGAAAGGCCCAUUAUCUAUCGGGACUUCAAAACAUCAAACAUCUUAUUGGAUGCGGAUUACAAUGCAAAGCUUUCAGACUUUGGCCUUGCAAAGGAGGGACCUAUAGGUGACCAGACACAUGUUUCAACUCGAGUUAUGGGUACAUAUGGCUAUGCAGCACCUGAGUAUGUCAUGACUGGCCAUCUGACUUCCAGGAGUGAUGUAUACGGCUUCGGAGUCGUCCUUCUUGAGAUGCUCAUAGGAAGGCAAGCCAUGGACAAGACCAGACCAAGCAGGGAGCACAACUUAGUCGAGUGGGCUCGGCCUCUUCUCAUCCACAACCGGAAGCUCUUAAAGAUCCUCGAUCCGAAAGUUGACGGCCAGUACUCCGUUCAAUCGGCGCAGAAGCUGGCAAACUUAGCCUACCAAUGCCUCAGCCAGAACCCUAAAGGCAGACCCACGAUGAGCCAAGUUGUUGAAAUUCUCGAGAGCAUUCGAGCUCUAUCGGAGGAGGAUCUGCUCUUCCAGGUCAGCGGCAGCGCGGUGACGCUCUACGAGGCUUCGAAGGACUCUUUGGAUAGCUUUGGUGAAGGAAGGAGUAAUUCUAAGAAGAGUGAAGGGGAGGGAGAAGGAAGAGGGGGUGGGAGAAGAAGGUUGGGAGAAGGAAGAAGCAGAAGUGAGCCACCAAAGGAAUGUGCUCUGAAUGGUCUUUCUCCUGACUCAAACGGCUCUCAUGCGCGCAAAGGCAGCUUGGUGUAGCAUCAGAGGUGUAAAAUGUAAUGUUUUAAGUGUCUUUUGUAAUUCUUCUUUUUUUCAUUUUUGUAAUAAUGCUUUAUUUAAUCGCCUCUGUAAGUGUUAUCUACUGCAAAUUUGUUCUCAUCAACGAAAUUUUGUUCUACUUCAUGUUAAUAUUUUUUAUUAUUUUUUUAGGAUUUAC